GAUUUCCUUAUCAAAACUGAUGGUGAUUGCAUAUGAUUAAAUACUAAGAUAAAGAAAAAAUAAAUAGGUUGAAAAAUGUUAUUCCAGUUGUACUGUGAGUGGAAGUUUUGACAAAUCUUUACACUCAAAAUGAUUGCAGUUUAUUAUGUUACACUGUUUUUGUUUCCAGGAAUUGUUUUCUGUGGGUUGAGCAAUUAUAGCUUUCCUGACGAUUUUCAAUUUGGUGUUGCUACCGCAUCAUAUCAAGUGGAGGGUGGAUGGAAUGAAGGUGGAAGAACAGAAAGCAUAUGGGAUUAUGAACUCCACAAAAAUCCCAAUAUAACCGACGACAGAUCUAAUGGCGAUAUUGCCUGCGAUUCUUAUCAUAAAUGGAAAGAAGACAUACAGUUGGUUCAGAAUUUAGGUGUAGAUUUCUAUAGAUUUUCUAUUUCAUGGUCGAGACUUUUGCCAUCUGCAUCCAAAGGAUCGGAAUUGAGUAAAGAUGGUGUAAUGUAUUACAAUAAAAUUAUAGAUGAGUUAAUAGCUCGAAAAAUAGUGCCUUAUAUAACGAUAUUCCAUUGGGACACUCCUCAAUCAUUAGAAUUCAAUGGAGGAUGGUUGAACGAAACAAUAAUUGAGGAUUAUAUUUAUUAUGCAAGGACACUCUUUGACCUUUAUGGCGAUAGAGUUAAACAUUGGAUAACUUUCAAUGAACCUCAUCAAACUUGCGAACAAGGAUACUCGACAGGAGAAAAAGCUCCUUUCAAAAAAAUGCAAGGAACUGCAGAUUAUCUCUGUUACCAUCACAUGGCCAUCUCCCAUGGCAGAAUUUAUCGCAUUUACGAAACCGACUACAAGCCCACUCAAAAAGGACAAAUCGGAAUAACAAUUGAUUCCGUGUUUGGAGCACCAAAAACAAACAGCGAUUCGGAUAAGCAAGCUGCUGCUGAUUAUAUGGACUUCCAGUAUGGAUGGUUUGCACAUCCCAUCCUUUCUGGAAACUAUCCAGCCAAGAUGAUCGCAAAAAUUGCCGAUUUGAGCAAACAGCAAGGUUUGGCGAAAUCCAGAUUGCCGGAAUUCACGCAAGAAGAAAUAAAAAUGAUAAAUGGAAGUUUUGAUUUCUUGGGACUGAAUCAUUACACCACAAUAUUGUCCUCUUAUGGCGGAAAUUACCCAGUGCCGUCGCACAGGAAUGAUAUGGGAACUGUGGACUUCAGGGAUCCCUCUUGGAAGCCUUCGGCAGCAGAUUGGCUAUGGGAGGUACCGUGGGGCUUAAGGCAACUUUUGGUAUAUGUUAAAGAUCACUACAAUAACCCUCCUGUAUUGAUAACAGAAAACGGCUGGGCAAACAGAGGCAAAUACUUACAAGACUUAGAUCGCAUAGACUACAUCAAUUCUUAUCUCUCGGAAGUGUUGAAAGCAAUUCACGAAGAUGGCUGUAAAGUUAUAGGUUAUACAGCCUGGAGUCUCUUGGAUAAUUUCGAAUGGACUUACGGAUAUACAAUGAAAUUUGGAUUGGUUUACGUGGACUUCGAUAGCCAAAAUAGAACGAGAAUUCCCAGAGAUUCUUAUGAUGUAUAUAAAAAUAUUAUAUCAAAUAAAAGAUUGUAAUUUCAAUAUAACCUUAUCUGAAAAUUUUUAUAAAAAGUUAUUUUUAUAAAAAUAAUGUGUGUAGGUUCAAUUAAACCUUAGUAAGAAUAAUGAAUGAUAUUAUAAUUUGUAACAGUAUAAUAAAAAAUAAUAAAUCUCAACCUUCAUACUGCAA
Messenger RNA from Harmonia axyridis, 1744 nucleotides. RefSeq names its product myrosinase 1-like. Gene Ontology annotation, molecular function: beta-glucosidase activity. The transcript has 8 exons. NCBI's taxonomy places the organism in Eukaryota, Metazoa, Arthropoda, Insecta, Coleoptera, Coccinellidae. The record is from RefSeq and is a predicted model, not a curated record. The coding region runs from base 130 to 1590 and encodes 486 amino acids. Gene Ontology annotation, biological process: carbohydrate metabolic process.